Messenger RNA from Spinacia oleracea (spinach), 3092 nucleotides. Its product is annotated as F-box protein At2g26160-like. The transcript is spliced from 3 exons. The record is from RefSeq and is a predicted model, not a curated record. The coding region runs from base 235 to 1404 and encodes 389 amino acids. Gene Ontology annotation, molecular function: protein binding. NCBI's taxonomy places the organism in Eukaryota, Viridiplantae, Streptophyta, Magnoliopsida, Caryophyllales, Amaranthaceae.
AACGCAGGGACCUAAAUGCUCCUUUUGAAACUUGAGGGACCUAACUGCUCCUUUUGGCAAAGUUUAGGGACCUGCAGAUCUAUUUACUCCUUUAUAUUGGGUUGGAUUCGAUCAUUCGAUUAGGUAUCCCAGGAGAAACUUAAAGCAUUUCCCUCUUGUUCAUUUCAUCGAACACUUUCUGGGCAGCACUCUUUCCUUCACCCCACUUCAUAGCUGCCAAAGAGGAAGAAAAAGAUGCCGAACGGUAGUCAUACUCGCCCUCGCCGGAGGUUAAAUUGGUCAGAUCUUCCGAAACAAGUGCUUCAAUCAAUCGCCAAAUCCCUCGGAACAGAUAUCGAUAGCUUGCGCAGUUUCCGGUCGGUGUGCAAGAAAUGGCGCCAAUCAACUGCUUAUUCCGUGCCCACUUCCGUCCACAAGGGUUUGUUAUCUUCCUCCGUCAUCCUCCUCCGCCCCCGUGGUGGCUCAGCCUCUAUCUCCACCCCAUGGAUGGUGUCUGUUGUCCAAAUCGCCAACGGUAUUACCCUCUUCUUCCACCCUUUUUUUGGUACACCUCUCAUCAGUCUCCCUAAAGAACUUGACUUUUCUCAAUUUCACACCUCCCGCCUUUCCAUGUCCCACCAUAAGGCGGAUUACGGCGAAAUCGAUAACUUAUCGGCUCUAUACAGGCCGGAGAAAUUACUUCUGACCUCACUGAAAUUCAAAGUUCCCGGAACAAUUAGAUUACCAUUGUUGAAAAUAGUUGAAGGUUCAAAUGAACAAAUUGAUGAUUCUAUAAAUUUUUGCAGCUUCAUUUAUUCAAUUGAUUGGAAAGGAAACCUGUACAAGUUUUCUAUACAGAAGUCUACAGUUUCUAAAACACUCAGUGCCAGUGCAUUUGAUGAGGUGGAUGUAGAUGUAAUGCGGUAUCGAAAGCGCCUCGUGACACCUUCAUCGUUGUUAAUAAGGAAACUGUACUUGGUUGUGAGGAGAAAGAACAUGUUCAAGGUUUAUGAGUUGUGUGACAAGUUAUGGAGUUCUUGGAAGUUUGUUGAGGUUCAGAGCUUUGGGGAUAAAGAUGAUCUGGUUCUGUUUGUCACUAGAGACUACAGCUUUUUUGCCUCUGCUAAAGAUUUUCCCGGUUGUCAAUUGAGCAACUGUAUUGUCUUCUCACAUUAUGCUUUCCCUGCUUAUUCUAAUACUGAUUUGAAUUACCCGAGAGACGGGGUAGGGAUCUAUAUUUACCAGCUUGGAGGAAACAAUCAUGCUUUCAUGCCAAUUUCAUCUUACCCGGGAUUUCCUAUUCAUCUUUGGUCACCUCCAUCAUGUGUUUUACAGGCCUCCCUAUCACUUAGGAGGGAGGCUGGCAAGGAAGGGGGUGAAAAUAAGCAACCAGUCGAUCCCAAGCUGUCAGGAUGGUGUAUCUAGGGCAUAUAUAACCUCUAUGAACCAGAGCACUAGAGUCACUUGCUACUAUGGUACUCAUUCUUGAGGCUAACACAGCCAGGUCCUUGAGUGACUGCCAAGCCGACUAUUUAAGCUCUGCGUUGUCUGACUUGAAAUGUAUGCGCUUUGAAGUUGAUUGGCUUGUUCCCAUCGUUGAGAAGGCAGUAGGACUACACAAAAGUAAGCCCCUAAUAGAAUCUCUCAACAAGCUUAGACAGUUAAAUGAGCAAGCCACAGAACGCAGAUCAAACCUCUUUGAUGAAUUGGCCAAACUUGAUGAGUUGCAAAAGGAACUGAAGGAAGAUAUGGUGAAUCUGUCCAAGAUGAUUCCUUUAUCUGCACAAAAAGAUUUGGACAUACCUUUAAGUGGAGAAGGAACAUAAAUCAAAUGCUUGUGGCUUCUGACUUCUGAGUCACAUAAGGUGUGUUUUACUUAUAAUACCCUGCUUUGUGCUUAUUAUUGGCUUGUGAUAGGAGACAGCCUUAGUUGUUAAUUCUAAUAUUUUUGUUGUGGGAUUUACAUAUUUCGACUGGUUAUUAUUUCAAGUUUGCAACAUUUCUACCGGAUAUAUGCCUGCUUUGCAUAUAAAAAAGCAUUUCUUACCAAUUUGCGUGUAUAUCUAUGUUUUGAGAUGGGGGUAUGACCUAGCUUAACACUUUGUUUGAACAAAAGGAAAUGGAGAGAAAGGAACGAGAGGGGAACAAGCUCUCUUGUUUGGAGAAAAGAUUGGGGGGAAAGAAGGGAAGGGAGAGGGAUAUUUCGACUGGUUAUUAUUUCAAGUUUGCAACAUUUCUACCGGAUAUAUGCCUGCUUUGCAUAUAAAAAAGCAUUUCUUACCAAUUUGCGUGUAUAUCUAUGUUUUGAGAUGGGGGUAUGACCUAGCUUAACACUUUGUUUGAACAAGAGGAAAUGGAGAGAAAGGAACGAGAGGGGAACAAGCUCUCUUGUUUGGAGAAAAGAUUGGGGGGAAAGAAGGGAAGGGAGAGGGAGCGAUCAAUUUUAAUAAACCUCACCCCUUCAAAAAAUUGAAGACAUUUGGAUAUAAAAUGGAGCUCACAUCCCCCUUGCCUUUCUUUCCCUUCUACAAAGUAUCUUGUUAUUCAAACAAUCGUGAAACUUCUGAUGCGUAUUUUUUGACAGAAAAAUGUAUGUCGCAUUAAUAUUUCAUUGUAUGCUACGUACCCUUGAGAAAUAAAUUUCACUGAAUGUGUUCUUAGAUAACCUACCUUUGACCAUUCCUAGGUAAGCAUAUGUUUGGAACUGAUAAUGGAUUUGCCGUACCUGAAUUUUAGUUGCUACUCUUCUUCUUUUUACUUGUUCUAUGUACGUGAUUAGAAAAGCAGAAAUGGAGGGGGGCAAAUGGGUGGGUUAAUGAAGGAGAUAGUUGUGGACAAUCAGGUAUAGACGUAUAGUCCCUCGGCUCCCUCAGUUUUAGUUUUUACUUUGUGAUAGUUGUUAUACUUUGACUUUUGUGGUCAACGUUUUUCAAAAUUGCAAGUAAAUUUUACGCUCUUUCAUAAGCCAGUUACACUAGAUUUUUUUUUCCUCCAAGAAAAAAAAGAAGUUACACUGUAAUUAGUUUUCAAAAGGUCUUGCGCGUGCAAGUGUACACCAAGAUAACUUUUAUUCAUUUUUCUGUAACUUUAACCUAGUUUUGAUUAACUUUUAU